CCGGGUCGGCGCGCCCGGGCGGCCGGCGGGCGCGGGCCGGUGCGAUGGAGCCGCAGCACGUGCGCCCCGCGCCCGGCGUCCGCAGCCCCGCCUGGGAGGAACCGGACUCCGAGAGGAUGGCCGGGGCCGGCGGCCAGCACCACCCUCCGGGCGCCGCGGGAGGAGCGGCCGCCGGGGCCGGAGCCGCGGUGACCCCCGCCGCUGCCUCGGCGGGGCCCGGAGAGGAUUCGUCCGACAGCGAAGCGGAGCAAGAGGGACCCCAGAAGCUGAUCCGCAAAGUGUCCACCUCGGGGCAGAUCCGGACCAAGACCAGUAUUAAAGAGGGACAGCUGUUGAAGCAAACCAGUUCUUUCCAAAGGUGGAAGAAGCGAUACUUCAAACUUCGAGGCCGCACACUCUAUUAUGCAAAGGACUCAAAGUCUCUGAUAUUUGAUGAAGUUGACCUCUCCGAUGCCAGUGUAGCUGAAGCAAGCACAAAAAAUGCUAACAACAGCUUCACGAUAAUCACUCCCUUCAGAAGACUAAUGCUGUGUGCCGAGAACAGAAAGGAGAUGGAGGAUUGGAUCAGCUCACUGAAGUCUGUACAGACCAGAGAACCUUACGAGGUGGCCCAGUUUAAUGUGGAACAUUUCUCAGGGAUGCAUAACUGGUACGCCUGCUCCCAUGCCCGACCCACUUUCUGUAACGUGUGCCGAGAGAGUCUCUCCGGAGUCACCUCCCAUGGCCUGUCCUGCGAAGUGUGUAAAUUCAAGGCUCACAAAAGAUGUGCAGUGAGGGCAACAAACAACUGCAAAUGGACGACACUGGCCUCCAUCGGGAAGGACAUCAUAGAGGACGAAGAUGGAGUGGCUAUGCCGCACCAGUGGCUUGAGGGUAACUUGCCCGUGAGCGCCAAAUGUGCUGUCUGUGACAAAACGUGCGGGAGCGUUCUCCGUCUUCAAGAUUGGAAAUGCCUUUGGUGUAAAACGAUGGUACACACUGCCUGCAAAGAUUUAUACCACCCUAUAUGUCCACUUGGCCAAUGUAAAGUGUCUGUCAUACCUCCAAUUGCACUAAACAGCACUGAUUCUGAUGGUUUCUGUAGAGCAACAUUUUCAUUCUGUGUUAGUCCUCUAUUGGUUUUUGUCAAUUCUAAGAGUGGAGAUAAUCAGGGAGUAAAGUUCCUUCGACGAUUUAAACAGUUGCUAAAUCCGGCUCAGGUGUUUGAUUUAAUGAAUGGAGGGCCUCAUUUAGGUUUAAGAUUAUUCCAGAAGUUUGACAAUUUCCGGAUUCUUGUCUGUGGAGGAGAUGGAAGUGUAGGUUGGGUUUUGUCAGAAAUUGAUAAGCUCAACUUGAAUAAACAGUGCCAGCUGGGAGUGUUGCCUCUGGGUACAGGAAACGACCUUGCCCGGGUUCUUGGCUGGGGAGGUUCAUACGAUGAUGACACUCAACUUCCUCAGAUAUUAGAGAAGCUGGAAAGAGCCAGUACCAAAAUGCUGGACAGGUGGAGUAUAAUGACCUAUGAACUCAAAUUGCCACCAAAGGCUUCUCUACUUCCAGAACCUCCAGAAGCAUCUGAAGAAUUUUAUAUGACAAUUUAUGAAGACUCAGUUGCAGCUCAUCUUACAAAAAUCCUCAAUUCUGAUGAAGAUGCAGUGGUCAUAUCAUCUGCCAAGAUACUGUGUGAAACUGUAAAGGACUUCGUUGCCAAAGUAGAGAAGGCACAUGAAAAAACGUUGGAAAAUGCUGUCGUAGCCGAUGCCGUGGCCAGUAAAUGUUCAGUCCUAAAUGAGAAGCUUGAACAGCUGCUCCAGGCUUUGCACACAGAUUCCCAGGCUGCUCCUGUCCCGGGAGGCCUCAGCCCUGUCAUUGUAGAAGAAGAUCCUGUGGAAUCUUCCAGCGAAGAAUCCUUGUGUGAAAGCAGGGAACAGCUUUUAUAUGACACUACAAAACCUUCUUCCCAGAAAGCGGUCAGACCAAAGGAAAUAAUGUUGCGGGCAAACAGUUUAAAGAAAGCGGUGAGGCAAGUCAUUGAAGAAGCCGGAAAAGUUAUGGAUGACCAGACAGUUCACCCCUGUGAACCAGUUAAUCAGUCAUUCGAUUACGAUAGUACAGAAACAGAUGAAUCUAAAGAUGAUGAUGCAAAAGAGUCGUUAACUGUGAAAACUGCACCUCGGUCUCCAGAUGGCCGGGCAAGUCGUUCCCAAACUGACUCUGGCCCUGGACCAGCCGUGGCAGCCAGCAAAGAAAACCUCCCUGUGCUCAAUACCAGAAUAAUCUGCCCAGGUUUAAGAGCAGGACUAGCUGCCUCAAUUGCUGGGAGUUCUAUUAUCAACAAAAUGUUACUGGCAAAUAUUGAUCCUUUUGGUGCAACGCCAUUUAUUGACCCAGAUCCAGAUUCAAUAGAUGGAUAUUCAGAAAAAUGUGUCAUGAACAAUUACUUUGGGAUUGGAUUAGAUGCGAAAAUUUCGUUAGAAUUUAAUAAUAAGAGAGAAGAGCACCCUGAAAAAUGCAGGAGCCGAACUAAAAACUUGAUGUGGUAUGGUGUCCUUGGAACCCGGGAGUUAUUACAGAGAUCGUACAAGAAUUUAGAACAGAGGGUUCAACUUGAAUGUGAUGGGCAGUAUAUUCCUCUCCCCAGCCUGCAAGGAAUAGCAGUGUUGAACAUUCCCAGCUAUGCCGGAGGCACUAACUUUUGGGGUGGAACUAAAGAGGACGAUAUAUUUGCUGCACCAUCAUUUGAUGACAAGAUCCUAGAAGUCGUUGCAAUAUUUGAUAGCAUGCAAAUGGCUGUUUCAAGGGUUAUUAAGCUGCAGCAUCAUCGAAUAGCUCAGUGCCGUACAGUGAAAAUCACUAUAUUUGGUGAUGAGGGAGUCCCGGUGCAGGUGGAUGGUGAAGCAUGGGUUCAGCCUCCAGGGAUUAUCAAAAUUGUGCACAAAAACAGAGCUCAGAUGCUAACAAGGGACAGGGCUUUUGAAAGCACUCUGAAAUCUUGGGAAGAUAAACAGAAGUGUGAUGCUGGUAAACCAGUUCUUCGAACCCAUUUGUACAUCCAACAUGCCGUUGACUUGGCAACAGAGGAGGUGUCGCAGAUGCAGCUCUGCUCCCAGGCCGCGGAGGAGCUCAUCACCAGGAUUUGUGAUGCAGCCACGAUCCACUGUCUUUUGGAGCAAGAACUGGCCCACGCUGUGAAUGCAUGCUCCCACGCACUGAAUAAGGCCAACCCACGGUUCCCAGAGAGUCUUACGAGAGACACUGCCACUGAAAUAGCCAUCAAUGUGAAGGCACUGUAUAAUGAAACAGAAUCUUUACUAGUUGGCAGGGUUCCUUUGCAUUUGGAAUCUCCACAUGAAGAGCGGGUAUCCAAUGCCUUACAUUCUGUGGAGGUGGAGUUACAGAAGUUAACAGAGAUUCCCUGGCUUUAUUACAUCUUACACCCAAAUGAGGACGAGGAGCCUCCUAUGGAUUGCACCAAGAGAAACAACAGAAGUACAGUAUUUCGUAUAGUGCCAAAAUUUAAAAAGGAAAAGGCUCAGAAGCAGAAGACAAGUUCACAGCCUGGACCUGGGGAUACCGAAAGUGGGUCAUGUGAAGCGAAUUCUCCAGGGAAUUAAAGAGCUCGGAAGAAGCACUCCCCAGGCUGAGGUGUAAUCAUACUGGUGCUAUUCCUUGCAAGGGAAGUAAUCGCUACUUAAUACAAAGUUCUUGAAGCAAUUGGCUAGUCUUGUAGUUUUCUCCCUAGCUGAGUAAGCACCACUGAAGCACCUCUACGGCUCGAUAUUUUGCUUUGGGUGAAAAUUUUGAUUUGAGAUCGUAGAAAAUAUUUUGUGCCAAAAAAAUACAUUCCAUGAAGCCAUUUUCUUAUUGUGCAGAUAAUAUGACAUGUUCAAAUAUGCUUAUAUUAGUAAGAAGGAAGGGGGAAUCUGAGACAAUUGCAUGGUCUAAAAGGUGGAAUUGCAAGAUGUUUACUUUCCUUAAAUUUGUCAGAUGGAAUGUUCUUACCAUGCAACUGCAUAACAAUAUGUGGCUCACACUUCUUAGGUUUUGUUAUUGGAAGCGUUGGCUUCUUCCUUAAAUUAUUGGUUAGGAGACUAGGAUGUAAAUUAAGUUAUAUUUUGAAUGUUAUAUUGGUAUCACCUCAGAUUCCUAGCACUCAGUGGUCAAAGAAUAUGGUUCAAACCCCUCAAAUACUAUGAAUGAAUGCAAAUCUUAAUGCACGAUGUUUCUGCCUGAAUUGUCUGUCUUUCUCUUGCAUGUCACAUCUAAUAUUGUAACACUUAGCUUUAGUGUCAAUUUUAAUGGAGUUUAAUUUAUUACUACCUAAGUACCUUUUUGUUGGCUAAAGGCACUUUUCUAUUCUUUGAUGUGGAAUUUUGCAUAAAUAUUCUGUAUCUUAGAAUUUGUGAACAUGUGUCUGUGCCAUAAUCAACAAAUGAUAUACAUCUUAUGCAAGCCAAUUUUAUGUCAGCCUAUCAUAAACAGUAGGUGUGCACAUUAAGAAAAUUCUCUGGAUAUUUUCAUAAAAUUACAUGUUCUUUUGCCUAACAAAACUUAUUCUAGCUUUCCAAACCAAAAUUCCCACAUUUUGUUCCUAUUUUUCACUUCAAUUUAAUAAUUAUUUAAUACUUUGUUUGCAUUUGUAAUAUAGUAGACUGUUGACAUCCAGGAAUUUCCCCCGGAUCUUAGCUGGGAACUGUGUACUGACUGGGCCACCCAUGAGCUAAAGUGACUCCUGACAUGAACUUCCCAACAAAAGAGAUUUAAAAUUUUUCUUAAGGGCUUUACAUUAUUAUUAUUAUCUCACUUAUUUAUAUCCUAUCGGGUAGAUACUAUUUUUCUUUUUCUAAACCGCUGUACUUCAGCAUAGCUCAUUAGGAGUCAACAUUACAAUGAUCAAAUCUUUGAAAGCCAAAGGCAUACAUAUCAAAAAGUCACAAAAAUAUCCUUAAAUAAGCUUUCUUUAGACAUUAUAUACCAAAAAUAUUAGCUAUAAUGUUGAAAAAUCUUCUCUAUAAGAGACAUAAACAGGGUACUGACCCAGAGGUGACAAUUUUCAUAAAGUAGCCUUCUAGGUAGGUGCUCAAUAGAUAUACACACACACCUAUAUACAUAUACGCAUAUGUGUAUAUACACAAAUACACAUUUAUAUGUAUAUUCACACUUAUGUACAUGUAGUCUUGAAAUAUACUCUCAUUGAUAUUUUCUAAACAAUUAUUUGCCGAAUGCUUAAAGAGAAAUAUUGAUGGGAAAGCAUUUAAAAUGAACUCUUGUCAGACAUAUGAUUAUAUCAAAAGAGUUCAAAUAUUUGACACUUUAUUCUCAUUUAUAACUUGGUUAUUUAACUACUAGUAUCAUCACAAAACUUAGAUAUCUUAAAAAUAAAUGAACCUGAUGGGUUCCUGACCAAGGGUUUACCUAAGUUGUGAAUAAAUGGAGAUUUUCCAAAGGGAAUCAUAUCAAGUAGCUUAAAAGAGUACAGAGCUACUCACUUCAUUUUAAUGUUACCCACACCUAUGAAAUCAAAAGUCUUCAUUUCCAGUUCCUUUUGUAGUCCCCACCCUGCAGGGCGUCCUGCUCUUCUGGGCACUUCUCUGUGAAAUCAGAAUAUGAGGUGCCGGAUUCUCGGAGCUCUUCUCAGAUCACAGCCCCCGUCCAGCUCCACCAACAAAGGAAAGGGUGGGGCAAGGAGGCGAGGAGCUCUAGAGAAGAAUGAAUUAAUGUAAAAAUCUUUAUUGGUUUUUACUCUCCCAAAAUACCCCUUUGGCAAUAGAAAAGAUUCUCAAGCUAUUAUGUGUUUAGAAUUUAAGACUAAGAUGUAAAUGAUUGAAUUUUUUUUUGUUUGAUGUUGAUCUUUCACUCUCAGGUAACAUCUUUUUGUAUGCUGUAAAACCUCACUUAAUGGAAUCCUUAGCUAGAAUUUUCCUGCAAGUGGCUUUUGGAUGAGGCAAAUCCUUUAAAAUGGCAAUUUUGAUAUCUUUUUUUUGUUAAAUGAGAGCAGUUUUUCCUGUACACUUUGUCUAGCAGGGCUGUGUGGGACCCAAAUGACUUCACUUACCAGGUUUGCCAGGACAGAGCCCUCAGAGUCUCCUUAGGGCCCUGUCAGCGUCACAGAGGAGCCAGCUUCUUAUAGCAGAUGGGGUUACAGAAAAGGGAAGAGCUUCUGCAUGGAUCUGAUCACAGCUCUGGGGAGUCCCCGUGGGGACUGUGUGCCUUGCUUCACACAAGCUGAGCUGAGAAGCUCAAGCCUGCUCCUCAUAGCCAGGUCUCACCUUUCCUCCCCACUAGGCUCUCCCUCUCCUUGAUAAUUCGGGAGGGGAAUCACAGCCAACAUCCACUUCCUUUCACUCUCAUUUUCCUGAGGAAGAACUUGCUUUUCAAGAAGGAAAGGAACACAGUCAGGCCUAAGUAAAAUUUCAGAGUACUCAAUUUUUCUCUUCGGUGUCUUUCCACCUCCCUUUCUGAGUUCCGUUUCCGCUUCCUGGCUUCCUGUUUUCCCACAUGCCCAAUACAGUGGUGGUUGCUCACAUUCUCACUGCUGUGUGCUACCCUUUCCUCAACUUUCCCACUACAAAAUUACUCCUUUCAUCUCCCCACCUUAGCACCCGUUGUGGGUCAUCUAGUGAAGUGUUAGGAAUAAAACAAUUUAAAGAAACUAAUAUCACAGUUUGCAUUUUAUAAAAGGAAAUGUGCUAAUCUAAAUGAAUUUAUGGAUUAGAUAAUUUGGAGGCCAUGAUAUAUAUUGAUAUCAUAUAUAUAUUCCUCUGGCUGAGAAGAGGUGACCCGUGACUGUCCAGAUCUGUGCUGUCCAAUAUUGUAGCCACUAGCCACAUGGGGCUAUUUAAAUAUAAAUUAAAUUAGAAAUUUAAUUUCUCAAUUAUUAGCCACAUUUCAAGUGCUCAGUAACCACAGUGGACAGUACAGAUAUUGAACAUUUCCAUCAUUGCAAAAGUUCUACUGGAUAGCACUGGUCUAGAUCAUUGUUGUGGUCCAUGGACCAGCAGCAUCUGUAUCACCUGGGAGUUUAUAGAAAUGCAGAUCUCCUCAAGACCUACUGAAUCAAAAUUUUCCUUUUAACAGGAUUCAUUAAGUUAUUAGCACUGGCCUAGAUUUGUUUUAUCCCUCCUAGAUAUUAAGAAUCUGAGGUCUUCAAAAGGUCCUCAGAAUAGCUCACUGCCCAAUCCAUUGUUUCCUAUCCAUUCUCCAGCUAAUCCCAGAAAUGAGCUGAAACUCAUUUAUCACUCCAACUGAGCUUCCUUCUCAAUCAUUAUUCUUAUUUCUGGUUCCAGAUGAGCCCUACCUUCCCGGUUGUUAUGUUUUAGUAGCUAAGGUGGAAUACAGGAGAUUGGCUGACCAGCACAGCUGGCCUUUCUCCAACCUUUCAUCCCACGUCUACGUCACAAAUAUCUCCAUUUGCUCAGUUUGCUGCUCAUGUGGCAUUCUCAUUUGUUCACAACUUAAGUCACAAGGAACAUUUCAGAAGAGUAUGUACUGAGGUAAGACCGGGUCAGUCUCCUACCACUUGUACAUUUUCACUUUCUCUUACAUCUUAUCAGUAGAUUAUCCUGUUGACAUAGUUCAUGCUUGAGAACACACAGCAGUGCACACGCAUUACAUGAAUCAUUAGGCAUGCAAAAAAGAAAAAAGAACUGAAAUGAUUACAAGUAAAGUGAAUGUGUCGUCAAAGCCCUGAAAGAGGGCACGUUUUGCUAGACUAAAUGUUUUUCUUAUUACGCUAACUUAUCUUGAUUUUCAGAUAGUUAAUAAUUCAUUAAAAUAGUGCCUGAAAAAUAAUACAUCAUAUUCCUGAUCCUCAAAAUACAAAUUACUUAAUUCUGUAAUAAGAUCUUUCCCAAUGACUUAUUGUCAAUAAUCCUUCACUUAAUAAUUUUUGUAUAUUGAUAUAAUUUACCAAAACAUGACUGCCUAGAGAUUCUUUAGCUGAUUUUCAUGAAUAAAGUGGGCACCGCCUUAAUCUUCAAGGAAGUUGUUUUUAACAGGAAUUGAGGAAGGAAAUAUUCAUGCAAAGCUGUGACUUAGAAAAUUAUAGUGGAAGCCUCUAUAUAUCGUUUUUAACAUAAAUUAUCUAUUAUCUCUGACUGGGCUGACAACAUAAUGGACUUUCACUUAUACAGAUAUGAAUUCUUUACAGAUAUAGCUUUUCAUUAAGCUAUAAAAACAUUGCAUCUCUCAACCCUGACAUCUAGGAUCUCUCCUGCUGCCUCCCCCCAAAAUGGACUUAUCUUGCAUUUCUCAGAUGCAAGUUGAAUAAAACAGUGGGUUUAGAGAUUGAUGAUACAAGUGGCAGUUUUAAAGCACCGAAUUCUUUAAAUCAGCUGAAAAGCGUGAGAAGUGAAGAUUUCUCAAAUACUAUUGGUCAAUGGAAUAGCCUCCCCAAACGGUUCCCACUGGGCUUGGCUGCCACGCCUCUCUCUCUCCUCUCACUGCCCUACGCCAAGUGCCACGGGGCCUGGGACUUGUUCGUCUCUGCCAUGACAUCUCCACAGUGACUUUUGUAUAACGGUCUCUGUGUCAGAGAAAUAAUGUUGCCUUUGCAAUAGGAUGCCUUCCUAAAGAAACAACCAGAACUUUACAAAGGCAAUGACUAUUGGUUUUUAUAACAUGCAAAGCAUUAAUUUUUUAAUCUUCGUUACUAUUUUCUCUUUAUUAUUUUCUCCAAGUUUUGUUUAGGGAUAUUUCUGUUAGAAGAAAAAACUAUAAAGGUGUAUCACUAUGGAGAACAGAGAGAUAAAAGACAGCUGGACUGUACCUAUUUGUAUACUUCCUUCUGUUAUUUUCAGGAAAAGAAGUUUAACAGAGUAACUGAGACUGCGUUAAACUCAGUAACGAUGUUUCAGAAAAACCCAUAUUACUAAUAUAGGUGAGCAGAUUAAUUCCUUGUAUGUAACUAAGAUAUUCUAUUUACAUAUAUUUAUAUCCUCUGAAUUUUUUUAUGCACUUCCAAGUUUUAGUUGGAAAAAUAGAAACCAAGCCACUAUUUAAAAGUUAGAAAACACCACAUAAAAUACUUCAUUUUAGCUACAAGUUAUUCAUUGUAUGGGAAUUUAUAAAUAGUCUGAGUAUUUCAUAGGAACUGCAUUUCAAGAAUAAAUUAACCAAACCUCAGAGAACUUAGGGUUACUUUUAAAAUACAUUAAAAUAAGUUUCGUACUCAAUCGAUACUACCAUUGAAGUUGGAUAAUGCAGUUAGAUAUACAAGCUAAAAAGGAAAAAGAAUAUAUUUUGUGGUUCUUACUGUUUGAUUGCACUACGUUUACCACAGCUUAGCCAUAUCUAUUUCUGUAGUCUAAGUAUUAAGCUGAUAUGUAGCUAAAGAUUUCUUACAGUUCUGGUAACUGGUAACUAGUGCUGUGAAAGGUUUUCGUAUUGUAACAUUCCCAGUUUUGUGAGCUAUAUAUUGUAUAUUGAAGAUGACUAAUAAAUUGGAGUAAUAUAUUUAUCUA
This is a messenger RNA of Equus quagga, 9440 nucleotides long. It is a transcript of the gene DGKH, whose product is annotated as diacylglycerol kinase eta. The record is from RefSeq and is a predicted model, not a curated record. NCBI's taxonomy places the organism in Eukaryota, Metazoa, Chordata, Mammalia, Perissodactyla, Equidae. Gene Ontology annotation, biological process: diacylglycerol metabolic process; intracellular signal transduction; lipid phosphorylation. Bases 45 to 3593 code for a protein of 1182 amino acids. The transcript is spliced from 30 exons. Gene Ontology annotation, molecular function: ATP-dependent diacylglycerol kinase activity; protein binding.